Messenger RNA from Biomphalaria glabrata, 1257 nucleotides. Its product is annotated as beta-1,3-galactosyltransferase 1-like. The record is from RefSeq and is a predicted model, not a curated record. Gene Ontology annotation, cellular component: membrane. The transcript has a single exon. Lineage: Eukaryota; Metazoa; Mollusca; Gastropoda; Planorbidae. The coding region runs from base 201 to 1121 and encodes 306 amino acids. Gene Ontology annotation, molecular function: hexosyltransferase activity.
UCACUUUACAUUGUAUUGAAAGGAAGUUUUAGAAAUGUCAAAGUUCGGUAACUUUAGUUGUUUUUUUUUUUAUUCUGCUCGAACGUGCUCGCUUCUAUUACAAGUUCUUGAUCUAGAUCAGAUUUAUUUAUCCAGCACCAACAAAAUAGACUAGAGCUAGAUCUAUAAGAAACCUAGGUCGAGUAUAGAAAAAUAAGCCCAUGUUUAAAACUAAAUUAACCAUCGGUCUUGUGUUAUCAGCCACAAUAUGUCUCUCCCUUUUCAACAUGGUGAUAAUUCUGUUGAGCACGCACCAUCGUUCCAAUACCGUCAAAGGUUUACGUGUGGGAGACAACGGUCAGGUUGAGUUAGACCUGGCAGGAAUACUGAUGCCAGGUGAUGCGCCAACUGACGCUUUCCUCAAAGAUCCUAUCAUCAACAAACACGACUACAAGUACAUUCACAAUCCCAGCGGACUGUGUCAAAACAGGACCAUCAAUCUCUUGGUCGGUGUCGUGUCCACGCCGAAAAACUUUUGGCAGAGAAAAAGGGGGAGGCGCUUCGGCAAUGCCGACGAUGGGAUCAUCGUAGUGUUUAUCCUUGGCAUGGCAGAUAGCAACGGCCUGCAGCGCCGCGUGAAUCAAGAGUUCAAACAUCACAAUGAUGUGCUGCAGUCGGCCAUCGUGGAAACGCCCCGGAACUUAAGCCUCAAGACGGUGGCCUUGCUGAAGUGGGCGUCCACCCAUUGCUCCGGCGCCAAGUUUGUGUUGAAGAAAGACGAUGACGUGGAGCUCGAGCCGUACUCCAUCUUGAACGCAUUGCGCAGGAAGUACGAGCGGUUCCAAAAUUUCAUCAUGGGGAACAGCAAGUACCUUGUGGAAGGUCCCAUCAGGCAAGAAGUCUCAAAGUACUAUACAUCCUAUGCUGAAUAUGGAGAGCCGUUUUUCCCGAUGUUUGUCCACGGCCCUGCAUACGGCUUCCCCAUGAAGACGGUGGAGAUACUUUACCAAGUAUCACUCAGGACCAAACUGUUUUGGCUGGAAGAUGUUUAUGUCACAGGCAUCUGUGCCAAGAGAGCGAACAUUCCAGUAUUUUUUGAUAUAAGAUUUAUUUAUGAACACGUUGGUAUUGACAUGAUUUGAUUCCAUUGACUCGUACUUGCAAGAUCUUAUUACCACAUAAUACAGCAACAUAGAUGUACAACAUUGUCAAAGCAAGAAUGGAAUUAAACAUUUUCUUUCAGUGUUGUUCUUUUAUUUUAAAAAAAUAUGAAAUUAA